AUGGCCUCUCUACCAGCCAGCGCGCAGCCAAAGCCCGGUGAACCAAAACAGGCAUCCGUCGAGCGCCUCCUCGCCGUCCUCUCCGCAGACCUCACAAACCCAACACUCACCCCAGCCCAGCGCACCGCGACCCUCGAGCACCUCAAGGUCCACGGUAGAGACCCGAACGGUAGCGAUGCCAUCUUCACCAGAGAGGGAAUUGACACACUGGGGAAAUACGCCUUCGACCAGCCCAACUCCGACAUCUCGACCUCGCAGGAGGCGCUGCGCUGCCUCGCGAACGCGCUCCUCCUCAACCCGGGCUGCCGCCGGACCUUCGUGGACCUCGGAUACGCACUCAAGGCCGCCGAGCGCUUCGAAACCGCAUCCAUAGACGACGAGUUCCUCCUCUCGCGCAUCCUCUUCCUCGCCGCCUUCACCCCGCCCAUUCCACCCGGCCUGCUAGAGAGCACGCUCUCCACCUCCCUCGCCGCCGCACUCACCCGCCACACCACGGCCGCGCACACGCCGAUGCAGGAGAUGGCACUCACCGAGACGCUCAAGCUCCUCUUCAGCCUCGGCCACCACACCUCCUCCCCCCUCCUCCUCCCCACCCUCCCCCCGCUCACCACCCUCCUCACCACCCACCCCCUCCCCACGCCCCCCUCCAGGGCGUCAUAA
Morchella importuna is the source of this 660-nucleotide messenger RNA. RefSeq lists its product as uncharacterized. NCBI's taxonomy places the organism in Eukaryota, Fungi, Ascomycota, Pezizomycetes, Pezizales, Morchellaceae. The record is from RefSeq and is a predicted model, not a curated record. Gene Ontology annotation, molecular function: G-protein alpha-subunit binding; guanyl-nucleotide exchange factor activity. Gene Ontology annotation, cellular component: cytoplasm. Bases 1 to 660 code for a protein of 219 amino acids. The transcript has 5 exons. Gene Ontology annotation, biological process: G protein-coupled receptor signaling pathway.